AUAAAAGUAAAGCAAUAACUUUCAGUUCAAUAACAAAGAACACCCAAGUCGUCGAGCCCUAUCCUGAAGUGCAACAAUGAAGUUCAUCUCACCCGCCACUAUUAUUAUGUCUGCGGCAGUACUGGCGGGCAUUGUUAUAGCACAAGAUCCUACCGGCGGUUCAUGCAACCAGCGAGUGUUUGCAGGAAAGCAUGAGUGCGGUCGAUCCGCGAGCUAUAACGGGGGCCAUGCGUAUUUGUAUCUCUGUUCGACAGACAACUUUGUCACGGAAGUUGAAGAUUGCAGCUGUAUUGAGUGCUGUUCCGUGGCCUCUGAUGGGACCACCAAAUGCACAUAAUAGGCGAGUCCGGGUCUUUCUUGCUGUGUCAAUAAUGUCAUAGUGAUAAGUUACAGCUGUCUCCGUAGGUUAUACCCACUAUGGCGUGGUACGAU
Suillus subalutaceus is the source of this 432-nucleotide messenger RNA. RefSeq lists its product as uncharacterized. The record is from RefSeq and is a predicted model, not a curated record. The coding region runs from base 77 to 337 and encodes 86 amino acids. NCBI's taxonomy places the organism in Eukaryota, Fungi, Basidiomycota, Agaricomycetes, Boletales, Suillaceae. The transcript has 2 exons.